GUCCCUCCCGUUACUAUACAAUUUAUUAUCCCGUGUAAUAAAUACUCUUAUAACACCAGGCAAAUUCGGUUUAAUCUCACGCUUUCGGCAUUCGUCGUCAUUAUUUUCAUCGUUUCUUCGUUUAACGCAAAGUCUGCCUCUCUGCAGAAUCCCGUUGGCGAUAAUCGGUCCAGUCCGGAAAAACCCAGUGUGAAACAGUCGUCUGAUAUGAAUUUAUCUACAUCUCGUAUUGAUGCCGUAGAAAAGUCUACAGCCGGCGUCAUCGAAAAUCAUAUUUCUAUGGCCAUGUAUCUAGUGAGCACAACUACGGUUUCGUCUCCUGCGAACAUCACUACGGAAACGUCUACGUCCAAUAACAUCAGCGCGACAACGAUUUCCGAGAGAACAGACAAGGACACUACCACCUUCCAGACGGUAUCCGGCCAAAAUAGCGAAACAAUUACCGCGAAUGUAAAAAUCGCGAAUUGAUAAUAGCGAAAAUAAAAAUAGCGAAUUGUAAAAAAGAGCGAAAAUACAUAAUAGCGAAAAUCAAACAUAUUUAUAAUAAUAAAAAAAUGGAUUGAUACAAGCGAAGACCAGCGUAGAGACGGUAACCGAAAACAAGAUAUCGACAGAUCGGACUACCGAAAGUGGAAUUUUGAACACGAGAUAUAUAAUUAGAUUCCAUACAAUUAAUCGUAAUGCUUUGGUUACAAUGGCUCCUUGUAGAAACAGAAAAUGUGAACAACCAUUUACUGAAGAACCUUAAACUCAAAAUAAUAUUUAUUAUU
Rhopalosiphum maidis (corn leaf aphid) is the source of this 770-nucleotide messenger RNA. RefSeq lists its product as uncharacterized. The annotation marks the transcript as partial. The record is from RefSeq and is a predicted model, not a curated record. The transcript has a single exon. Lineage: Eukaryota; Metazoa; Arthropoda; Insecta; Hemiptera; Aphididae.